Molecule: messenger RNA, 483 nt
Organism: Funneliformis mosseae
Lineage: Eukaryota; Fungi; Glomeromycota; Glomeromycetes; Glomerales; Glomeraceae
Source: the annotation of a GenBank genome assembly
AUGGAACCGAUGACUGAUGAAGCUAUCAUUAGUAACUUUAUAGAAACAAUAGUUGGAGGUCUUGAUACGAUUUCAGGGUCACUCUGUUAUAUCAAUUAUUGUAUGGCUCUUUACCCCGAAGCAAAGAAACGUCUUUUGAAAGAAGUUGAUUUAGAAUUUCCACACGAUCAAAAAUUAACUUAUAAAGAUCUCAAUAAACUUCCUUAUUGUGAUGCAAUUUUAAUUUCUGUAUGGAUACCAGAAAAAAAUUUAAAUUGUUUCAUCAUUCCUGCCGAAACUAAACUUUUUAUACAUCAAUAUGGUACAAACAAGCAUAAAGCUCAUUGGAGUAACCCUGAAGAAUUUGAUCACGAUCGUUUAUUGAUAGCAAAUCAAAAUUUUAGUACACCAAUUCAGAGGUGGUGCAAGAAUGUCUCCAGGAUUAAAUUUAGCUGUCAUGGAAUUGAUAGCACUUAUGGUAUUAAUUUAUCGAAUAUCCCUUAA